CCAUUUUGAAUUUUACGCCAGUCCAUGACAUUGACCUCUAAGAAAAGGAAACACCGCAUCAACAAACAGCAAGCAUGGGUGGUAAAGGAAGUACGCAUGUUUUCCCGAAGGAUGAACACUGGUCGACUUACAAGAUUGAUGGCAUCAAAGGCCUGGAAGAACACAAAAAUAGCCUUGCUCGGGACGGGUUGAAAGAUCCGUGGAUCAGGAAUGAAGUUUGGAGAUUCCGAGAAGUUUUGCCCACAAGUAGAUUUGGUUAUAUGCGAGUUAUUGGUUACGCAGCGGUAGUUGCCACAGUUAUGGUUCUCGUGAGGAAUAACGUGGCUCCAAGGGACAAACAUAACCAACCUUACCUCUUAUAAAAGGAACGAAAGAAAGAGAGAUCAUUUCCUGGUACCAUUGGCUUUUAUUUAAGGAUUUGAAAUACAAAUAAAAUAACAAGGAAUUUGACCUGCUAGAGGUGGGUUACAGCUGUAUUCUUUUUGGAAAAAGAAUGGGAGAUGAUUCGUUUACAGAAUGGAGACUAUUUGUGCAGUUUUAUAUAUACGUACAAAAUUGUGUGUAUUAGCUAAAAGGAUUGAAUGGUUGGUGAGAGACAAAGACUAGUGUAAGACAACAGUGUAUUAUUUGCUGUAGGACGAACCAAUGCUCCAGUGGAUUGUGACAAACAUCGACUCCUCGCACAAAGUUCUGGAAUUAGCAUGUUUCUUCAUGGCAGUUAAUGUUACUUCAGAUUCUGGAUUAAAUUAUAAAUAACAAAUAAA
Messenger RNA from Mizuhopecten yessoensis (Yesso scallop), 764 nucleotides. RefSeq lists its product as uncharacterized. Gene Ontology annotation, cellular component: mitochondrion. Lineage: Eukaryota; Metazoa; Mollusca; Bivalvia; Pectinida; Pectinidae. The record is from RefSeq and is a predicted model, not a curated record. Gene Ontology annotation, biological process: electron transport chain. The coding region runs from base 75 to 362 and encodes 95 amino acids. The transcript is spliced from 2 exons.